This is a messenger RNA of Psammomys obesus (fat sand rat), 6186 nucleotides long. It is a transcript of the gene Kcnb1, whose product is annotated as potassium voltage-gated channel subfamily B member 1. The transcript is spliced from 2 exons. Gene Ontology annotation, biological process: potassium ion transmembrane transport. Bases 1 to 2016 code for a protein of 671 amino acids. Gene Ontology annotation, cellular component: voltage-gated potassium channel complex; membrane. The record is from RefSeq and is a predicted model, not a curated record. Gene Ontology annotation, molecular function: delayed rectifier potassium channel activity. Lineage: Eukaryota; Metazoa; Chordata; Mammalia; Rodentia; Muridae.
AUGAAGAAGAUCCUGGCCAUCAUCUCCAUCAUGUUCAUCGUCCUCUCCACCAUCGCCCUGUCACUCAACACGCUGCCUGAGCUGCAAAGCCUGGACGAAUUCGGCCAGAGCACGGAUAACCCGCAGCUGGCCCACGUGGAGGCGGUGUGCAUCGCAUGGUUCACCAUGGAGUACUUGCUGAGGUUCCUGUCCUCACCCAAGAAAUGGAAGUUCUUUAAGGGGCCGCUCAAUGCCAUUGACUUACUGGCCAUCCUGCCCUACUAUGUCACCAUCUUCCUCACGGAGUCCAACAAGAGUGUGCUGCAGUUCCAGAAUGUGCGGCGCGUGGUCCAGAUCUUCCGCAUCAUGCGCAUCCUUCGCAUCCUGAAGCUGGCCCGACACUCCACCGGCCUGCAGUCCCUGGGCUUCACACUGCGAAGGAGCUACAAUGAGCUGGGCCUGCUCAUCCUCUUCCUUGCCAUGGGCAUCAUGAUCUUCUCCAGCCUGGUCUUCUUUGCCGAGAAGGAUGAGGAUGACACCAAGUUCAAAAGCAUCCCCGCCUCUUUCUGGUGGGCCACCAUCACCAUGACGACCGUUGGGUAUGGGGACAUCUAUCCUAAGACUCUGCUGGGGAAAAUCGUGGGGGGCCUCUGCUGCAUCGCCGGGGUCCUGGUGAUCGCUCUUCCCAUCCCCAUCAUCGUCAAUAACUUCUCCGAGUUCUACAAGGAGCAGAAGCGACAGGAGAAAGCCAUCAAGCGGAGAGAGGCUCUGGAGAGGGCCAAGAGGAAUGGCAGCAUCGUGUCUAUGAACAUGAAGGAUGCCUUCGCCCGGAGCAUUGAGAUGAUGGACAUCGUGGUGGAGAAAAAUGGGGAGAACCUGGCUAAGAAGGAUAAAGUGCAAGAUAGCCACCUGUCUCCCAACAAGUGGAAAUGGACCAAGAGGGCACUGUCCGAAACCAGCUCAAGUAAGUCCUUUGAAACCAAGGAGCAGGGGUCCCCAGAGAAGGCCAGAUCCUCUUCUAGUCCUCAGCACUUGAACGUCCAGCAACUGGAAGACAUGUACAAUAAGAUGGCCAAGGCGCAGUCUCAACCCAUCCUCAACACCAAGGAGAUGGCACCACCGAGCAAGCCGAAGGAGGAACUGGAGAUGGGAAGCAUGCCCAGCCCCGUGGCCCCUCUACCCACACGCACAGAGGGCGUCAUUGACAUGCGUAGCAUGUCCAGCAUCGACAGCUUCAUCAGCUGUGCCACGGACUUCCCUGAAGCCACAAGAUUCUCCCACAGUCCUCUGGCGUCCCUCUCCAGCAAGGCUGGGGGCAGCACAGCCCCAGAGGCAGGCUGGCGGGGGCCUCUGGGUGCCAGCGGUGGGAGAAUCCUGGAGACCAACCCCACCCCUGAGGCCAGCCGCUCUGGUUUCUUUGUUGAGAGCCCCAGGAGUUCCAUGAAGAUCAACAACCCCGUGAAGCUUCGGGCGCUCAAGGUCAACUUCAUGGAGGGUGAUCCCAGCCCGCUGCUGCCCUCUCUGGGAAUGUAUCAUGAUUCUCUGAGGAACAGGGGCGGUGCGGCCGCAGCUGUCGCAGGGCUGGAGUGCGCCUCCCUCCUAGACAAGCCUGUGCUGAGCCCAGAGUCCUCCAUCUACACCACAGCAAGUGCCAGGACACCUCCUCGCUCUCCGGAGAAACACACAGCAAUAGCGUUCAACUUUGAGGCAGGCGUCCACCAGUACAUAGACACAGACACAGACGACGAGGGGCAGCUGCUCUACAGCGUGGACUCCAGUCCUCCCAAGAGUCUCCAUGGGAGCACCAGCCCCAAGUUCGGCAUUGGAGCUAGAACGGAGAAGAACCACUUUGACAGCUCCCCCCUGCCCACCUCCCCUAAGUUCUUACGGCCCAACUGUGUCUACUCCUCCGAAGGGUUGACUGGGAAAGGGCCUGGGGCUCAAGAGAAAUGCAAGCUGGAGAACCACACCUCCCCGGACGUGCACAUGCUGCCUGGAGGAGGAUCACACGGGAGCACCCGGGAUCAGAGUAUCUGAGCUCCCCACCACAGAGAAAUCAGGGAUUUGCAAGAGAAAUCGGGGAGGAGGGAUGUUUGGCUUGCCUGCCGCUGAGUUCGGCCUGAACUUGGAGACACAGGCCCUGAAGAAUCCCAGUGACAGGAGAGACCCUGAGAGCCAUGCCGGGUCCGUGGGCACGUGACCAGCCACGGGGACCACAGCUAACAGCAUCUUCCUGAGAUGACAUGAGCGGAGCUGACAGCCACCACUAAGACCUAGCCUGGGCCACGUACUUCCUAGUCUCCUCUGGAGGCUCUCUCAGCCUUCGAGUGAGCCACCACCGUCUCUCAUGGCUUCAGCUGGAGGAGGGUGCUGGAGCAAGGGGCUGCUAGUGAAAGAGUGAGCCGACCAAGUAGUACUGGGUGUCGCCUAGUCACCCCCAAAAACCAGGAUCCUCCUGUUGGAAGGGUACAGGGGACUCUUGAUCGUGAGGAAUUCUGGGCACCAUCAGCCAUACCCCCAACGCACAACCUUAAACGAGCAGGGGACUUCGGUGGUUCAGUAUUCCGUGGUCCCUGGGGCUGUAUUCCGAGACACCGACAGGGUAAGCUGACAGUUUGGACUCAAGUCCUUCUGCCCACCUGGCGAUCGAGGAAGGCUUCCGACGGCUGGCACGCAGCCGAGGGGAUAAACCAGGGCACUGUCUCUGGGCUGCCACAGGGAUGAGCGUUCCAAACAGCUCCAGCCUGGGCUCAAAAGAUAUGAACGCGUCAAAUAUGCAAACCGAGAUAGCUUAUUCAAAGAGACUGUGCGUGACUGAAAAACAGCAUUAAAAAAAACAAACAAUAAACUUCAUUUUCUACAUGAAAAAAGGAAGGGAAAAAAAAAGAAGCCUCACUGAACUGCCCUGUGCAGGCUUGUGACUGCAUACUGCUGCAGGGAACACCUACUAUGAAAGGAGUUUUUUUUUUUUUUUUUUUUCUUUGUUUCUUGUGGUAUUCAAGCUAAUAAUAAUAAGUUAAUAAAAAGCACUUUAUGUUUUUCUAAUCUAGGUUCUGCCAGGGACAGUGUCAAGAUCUCCCACUUUAAAACAAGCACUAUCUCCCUUGGGCCGCAUGCUGGCCCUGCACUUGGGGUGUUACUUGUGCCCGUUUCUGGCCACGGUGGGUCUACUGUCACCACAUCAGAGUCUGGGGUUCCUUCACGGUCCCUCAGGAUCACCCCUCAUGGGUCAGGAGGGGUCCUCAGCCCUUGAGGCAGGGCUCUCUUUAAAGUCUUGUGUGCAGGAGGCACUCGCGUCUCAGCAGGGCACGGCAAGAGUUGGGUGUCGGGUGUUGUACCGUUCUUCCUUGUCAACCAGCCAUUGUGUGUUCUGUCUGUCCUGAAAGCCCGACGCUCCUUCCUGCAGCCAUCUAGGCAGACGGCACAGCCAAAAGCAAUAAGUACCCAUGUGUAUCCCUAGAGGUUCCGGUGUACUUUCUGGUGUCAGUCUUCCUGUCCUAGCGUGUUGGCCUGGCGUCGUCCUGCCGGCUUGUAACCCAGCGGCACAGUGCUGUUGGCCCUUCCUCGGUGACACCAGUCUGCGCGAUGCUAUCAUUAUGGCGGCGGUGUUGUUGGUCAGUCUGUCUGUGGUACAAUGGGGUAAUGUGGUUUUCUUACCAUAGUGUUAGUGGAUAACGUCCCUAAUGCUGUAGUGUCCUCCUCGCUGUCCUCAGAACAGUGACAGGUGUGUGUCUUCCUGAUGGGGCAGUGACAUGCUACUGAUCACCUGUCCUCGGUAGAACGUGUGGCUGAUCUGCCCGGUGGUUCGAUGGCGUGAUCCAUCCAUCAGCACACGUAGGUCACAACGUUCUGCCUCCUCUCGUCUCCACGGCUGAGGUCGGGCCACCUGUCCCAGGUAGGAUGCUAAACGGUCAUCCGCCAUCCUUAAACGUCUCUACCGUUCACGACACUUCUCAUUCUCUCCAGAGACCAGGGUCCCCCCUCCCUCCAGAGGGCGAAACUUGGUAUUUGCCGUGUGAAUGAGGAAGAGAAAAAAAAAAAGAGAGAAGUUGGCUCUGUGUCACCGUCCUCAGAGCUUUCUCAAAACAGCACAGGGGCCGAGACCGUGAUGUCACCUGCACCAGAAGCACCCUGGAGGCAGGAAGCAGGGAGCCUCCAGAGCCCCCUUGCUGAGCUCAGCCUGGUGCAGGGGGCCUGCUGACGUGACCGUGGGACCGUUCUGCUGACCACCUCCCAUGUCUCUUUGUUUCUCAUCACCAUAGACGUCACCCAUCAGCACAAAUGUGAAAAUUCAGGGAAAACAAACAAAUGUUUUUUUUUUUUUGAUAAAAAGUAAAUAGUUGUGAUUUCGGAUUCAGAUAUUUUUAGAGCUAUCUGUAAAAACUCCUACUGAUGAUAUAGUCUAUUUUACAUAUCAGGAAGUAAACACGUCUUAACAUAGCCAUAUAUAGCCAGAAGGAAGUUACCGCCCCCUUCUUCAAACCAAGGCAUUUCAUUUGUUGGUUAAACCGAUGGUGGGUGUACAGAGUAGGAAUGAUUUCUUUCUUUCUUCAGAACCACUUGGUGCGACUUUCCUUGUAACCAAAGGCCCCUUCUGCCUUGUGUCACGUAGGACCUGCCUGUCCCUCACUCCUGUGCUUUGUCUGACCUUAAAGUAGCAUUUUACGGAGCAAAUGGCGGAUUCAGAAUGCCCUUCCCAGCUGAAUAGGCAGAGUCCGACAGAGUUCCUGUACAAACAAUCAUUGAAACAGUGUAAACUAUGCGUAAAAAUUUUCCGUUUUGUUUUGGCUUUUGUUGGCUUUUUUUUUUUUCUUGCACUUACGUAUGUGUGGGAAUAUAGCUUUUUUCCCCACGUGUGACUCAAGUUAGACUACUGUAAAUUUUUCCUACCAGCCCUCUACCUGCUAAAAAGGAACACAGUUUCAUUCCGCAUGUACCUGACCUGGGUACCUGUGUUUACAAGUGUGGGGUAAGCUGGAUAAGGCUCACCAAGAUGAAGCUGAAUACGGCAGGUGGGUCUGAGUAGUGAAGAGGGGAGCCAAGGUGUGGAAGCAGAGGCCACCUGAAGUUGGUGGUCCAUUUCAUCCUUGGCCUGACCCAACCAGAGCAAAAGGAAGUGAGGUACCCAAAUAACACCAGGGCCUGAUGGUGGAGAUUAUGAAAUCAACAGGACCAUCAAGAACCCAGCUGAACCUGAGUUCCGGCACCCAUCACGUCAUCAGAAAAGGCCAGGCAUCAGGCAGCUGUGCUUGCCCAUCACACUGGGAAAUCUGACCCCUGGGAGAGGUGAGGAGAAGCCAAUUCUUUCACCUUUUCAUCUUUGGAUGCCCCCAGAGCAGUGGAUCUGGGCUACAGAUUUCUCUCCAGGAUUCCAUCUUCAGCACCGUUAGAGGAGAGAGAGAAAAAGAGAAGAGGACUUUUGUCAUCGAGGAGAGAGGAGAUACCAAAGUCAUGAGGAAGCCACCCUUAACGCACUCCACUUGCCCCAACAGUUGCUGGGAAUCCGAGCUUACUUUCCAGCUGAGUCUCACCUUCUCUUCCACCUCUUCUGUGUUCCAUAGCUGCAGCCUCGUCUCUUCCCCUUCUCCUGAAAAGAUCCGCCUUUCUAAGGAGAGAGAGAGAAAAAAAAAAAAAAACUCAACAGCAUCCUCUUCUCUACAACUGUAAUGUAUUGCUGAUAUUUGUAAUUAUUACAUAUUUGUCUGACUCUGGUCAUGGCUGAAAUGCCUAGUCCAUGAACAAGGGGAUAUUUAAAAUUCACAGACAAGGGUCCCUAAAGCCAGGUCUCACUCUCUCUAUAGAUAUAAAGAUAGAUAGAUAGAUAGCUAUAGAUAUAUAAAUCUCUCUCCUUUCCUUAUUUCUCUGCCAACUCGUCUGAAGUGAAGUGACCACAGGCUACACUAACUCAAAGGAGGGCGCACAGAAAAGCUUCUAGAACACACUCCUUCAGAGACGUACUUUGUGUGUUUGUAGCUGAGAAGUUGGCAGGAGAAAGAUGGGGCUUCCCAGGUCCCCAGCAGGACAAUAGAACACUCUAGCUUCAGGCAUCUCAUAACCUAUUACUGUUUAUAUGACAACACCCAAAUGCUUUCAUGUCACCAGGCCAGGGCCGCCCAAACCAGCCCUGGCCACACCUGGAAGUAAGAGUUACCUCUGUGUUUUCUGUUGCCAUUUUUCUGGCUCCAGAAACAUCUAUAUCCUAGGACA